Argentina anserina (silverweed cinquefoil) is the source of this 695-nucleotide messenger RNA. Its product is annotated as STS14 protein. Bases 47 to 562 code for a protein of 171 amino acids. The record is from RefSeq and is a predicted model, not a curated record. The transcript has a single exon. NCBI's taxonomy places the organism in Eukaryota, Viridiplantae, Streptophyta, Magnoliopsida, Rosales, Rosaceae.
CUCAAGCUUGAUCACAGACUCCUUAGCAGUUAAGCACCAAGAACAAAUGGCUCAAACCAGCUUGUCUGUACUAGCAGUGGUUCUAGCCAUGUGCUGCACCUUAUUCAUUUCCUCCGGAGCUGCAGCUCCUGUCUCCGCGGCAGCCACCGAGUACCUUCAAGCCCACAACCAAGCCAGAGCCGCCGUCGGCGUCCCACCUCUGAAAUGGAACGAGUCACUCGCUAACUCGACGAGUCGACUCGUGAGGUACCAGAGAGACAAGAUGGAGUGCAACUUCGCCAACCUGACAAGCGGCAAGUACGGCGGGAACCAGCUCUGGGCGAGCGGCCAGGUCGUGACGCCGACCAUGGUGGUGGACAGUUGGGUGAAGGAGAAGGAGUUCUACAACCACACAGACAACACGUGCGUCCCCAACCACCAGUGCGGCGUCUACACACAGGUGGUGUGGCGGAAGUCGCUGGAGCUGGGCUGCGCGAUGGCCACGUGUCCCAAGGACCAGAGCACCUUGAGCAUUUGCUUCUACAAUCCUCCUGGAAAUUAUGUAGGGGAGAGUCCGUACUAGUGAUCGGAGUUGAUCAAGUUUAAUGUAUGUGAGUUUAAUAAUUUGUAUGAAUGGUUUCAGAGUCCUCGAUCAGAUCUCUCUGUUUCUUUUGUUGUUUGGUUGCAAAGUACAGAUUAACCGGUUCUUUGUCAGU